Messenger RNA from Meleagris gallopavo (turkey), 3802 nucleotides. RefSeq names its product prostaglandin reductase 2 (gene PTGR2). Lineage: Eukaryota; Metazoa; Chordata; Aves; Galliformes; Phasianidae. Gene Ontology annotation, molecular function: 15-oxoprostaglandin 13-reductase [NAD(P)+] activity. Gene Ontology annotation, biological process: prostaglandin metabolic process. The record is from RefSeq and is a predicted model, not a curated record.
AGACGAUCUCCAGUGUCCCUCCCGCCUUGGGCAGUGAUUUCUCGCAGUCUUUAUUCACACCCUGGAGUCCAGUGUGAAAUCGCUGCAAAAGCAGGAAUGAUUAUACAAAGAGUAGUGCUGAAUUCACGCCCUGGUAAGAAUGGAGUGCCAGUGGCUGAAAACUUCAGACUGGAGCAAAGUACAAUACCAGACACAGUGCAAGAGGGACAAGUACGUGUUAGAACCCUGUAUCUCUCUGUGGAUCCUUACAUGCGCUGCCGGAUGAAUGAAGAUACGGGUUCAGAUUACCUCUUGCCUUGGCAGCUAUCUGAAGUUGCUGAUGGUGGGGGCAUUGGGGUUGUGGAGGAGAGCAAGCAUAAUAACUUUGCUAAAGGAGACAUCGUCACUUCCUUCAAUUGGCCCUGGCAGACAGUGGCCAUUCUGGAUGGAAGCUUGCUACAAAAGGUUGUUCCACAACUUGUGAAUGGACGCCUUUCCUACUUUCUUGGCGCAGCUGGAUUGACAGGACUGACAGCCUUGCUAGGUAUAAGAGAGAAAGGCCAUGUGACUGUGGGUGCCAAUCAGACCAUGGUGGUGAGUGGAGCAGCUGGUGCCUGCGGUUCUUUGGCUGGCCAGAUUGGCCAUCUGGACGGGUGCUCUAAAGUUGUGGGUAUUGCUGGCACAGAUGAAAAGUGCUCCAUUUUGGUCUCAGAAAUGGGGUUUGAUGCUGCUAUCAAUUACAAGAAAGGGAAUGUGGCACAGCAGCUCCGUGAACUCUGCCCAGGUGGUGUGGAUGUUUACUUUGACAAUGUUGGUGGAGAGAUCAGUGAUACAGUUAUAAGCCAGAUGAAUCAGAACAGCCACAUCAUCCUGUGUGGACAGAUUUCUCAGUAUAACAAAGAUGUGCCUUAUCCUCCUCCAUUGCCUCCUGACACAGAAAUACAGAAAGAAAGAAACAUCACAAGAGAAAGAUUCUUGGUGUUGAAUUAUAUGGACAAACAAGAAGCUAGCGUACUGCAACUCUGUCAGUGGAUCCAAGAAGGUAAACUGAAGGUCAGAGAAACAGUGGUAGAAGGCUUAGAGAAUAUUGGUGCUGCUUUCCAGUCCAUGAUGAAUGGAGGCAAUAUUGGAAAACAGAUCGUCCUAGUUUCUAAGUAAAAGUCAUUGCUUGGGGAAAAGUAAUUGAUUCUAUCCAUAGUAAUAAGCAAGUUUUACUUAUAGUAAUUACCACCUUAAAUAAGCAGUUGUUCUUUAUAUAUUAAGAGCAGAUGUUUUAGGAUGCUAAGGCAAAAACCAUGCUAAUAAACUGAACAGAAUUGGAAACAGGAAUGCAAUAGUUUAUACUAAAAAUGGUAAUAUUUUUGACAUGAUUUGACAGCAAUCAAUUAGCACACUUACAAGUAAUUUAUGGGUAUGGUUUGGCAGUUAGACCACCUCAGGAACUAUUUCCAAUAAGUAAUUUGUAUACAGUCACCUAGUUUUAGAUGUUGGAAGAAUUACUUGCAUACAUAUGUGUUGUUCCUAUGCUAAUUUGUCUCAUUGCCCAAGAACUUGAUAAUUUUUCAUUUACUAGUAUAAACUUAGCUUGACAGUCCAAUCAAUCUGGCUAUCAUAAGCUUAGCUUGACAGUCCAAUCAAUCUGGCUAUCAUCUUAAAAUUGUAAGUGGUCUAACUUUUUUUUUCCAGAUAAGAACAAUCAAAAAUUCCUUUCCUACAACUCAAGUUCUGUAGUAUCAAAGAUACUUCUGUUUUGCCAUCUGGAACAAGUUUCCACUGAUUGCAUUUCCCAGUUUUCUGUACUGUAUCAUUAUAUAGCCUCUUUUCAGAGUACCUUAAACCUAGUUCAUUUAGAAUUCCAUCUGCAUGCCACCUGAGACUUUCAUCAGAGGAAGGUCCAGCUAUAAGGGCUAGCUUAUUUUGGCGGAACAAUGCUCUUUUACCAUUUUGGAAGCUUGAGAAGCAAGCCACUGUUUCCAAGUUUGACUAACAUAACCUCAAGCCAAGUGAUACUGAUGCAAUCUAAACAUGUCUUCAAAAUAAAGCCAUUAGAAUUCCACCAUUAUGUACGUUUAGAAACACUGACACAUUAAUUUAGUGAUUAGGAUAAUUUAUGACAGCGUAACUUACAAGCUAUUGGUUUUGUUUUAAAUAUUUGCCUUUAAGAGGAGUGCUUCCAAGCAGUAGGGUAGGCUAAGAAUGGAUCCUCUAGAUCUUCUUGAGUCACUACCUACACUCAAACUAAAUGGAAUCCAAGAACUAGGAGAUAAACUAUUCAGGAAGUUUGGCAUUUAAAUCUUUUUGCACACUGUAGAAAGAGAACAGAUAACAGAACUGCCUCAUAUCUUUCUGAGCUGUGUGAAAAACAGUCCCUUGAUUCUCAAUCCAAUAUCAACAUCACUAACUUGAGCACUAGCAAUAACAUCAUGGUGGGACAGAAGCCAAAAUUGUUGUGGAAGAAAAUCAGCAUCAUUGUAGUUAGCAAAUGAAGAUAAAAAGCAUCAGAUGAAAGAAAUUCUAUGAAUUCCUGCUUAUUGACUGUUUAUAGAUGAUACUCAUUCCUGAAAUUUGGGCAUUUCAAGCUUAAAGACUUGAUAAUUUGUACACAGAUGAGAAAGAGAGGAGGGAGCUAAGAGGAAAUGCAGCCUUUUCAAACAGAACCAGAUGUUCUAUUGAGUGCUCUGGUACAUCAGAUCAUGUGGCUUAAUUGUCACCUUUCCUUUUCUUCUCUCCCACAUACAAACACUUUAGAUUGAAACAGCAUCAGCCUGGAGGCUGUUAUGCAAUGCACGCCCUUUCUGCAGUAAAACUUCUACAAGGCAGUAGGCUGGCCUUAAUGCACUGUAACAAUCUUUCUGCAUAGACUUCCUCCUCCUAAAGUCCAGUUCAUUCCUAAAGUUCAUCUCCAAAUGUAAAAGAAAUAAACAAAACAAACAGCCCACUUCUUCACACAAAUUUAAACAUCCUCUUGCUUAUAUUUCCCUAUAUUUGGCUUCCUCUAACCUACCAAUUUUAUCUAUAUAAAUUAUCUAUAUAGAUAUAUAUGUUUCAACAACGUUUUGAGAAAAGAUGAUGCCUUAUGAUCUUAAAACUGAAGACCCUUUUGUUUCAAUUCAAAGCAUUCUAGUUACUUACAUGCAUCUAUUUCAGAAGGGAUUUCAUCCAUGACCUGUGGUCAGUUUGUAUUGCAAGAAUGUAAGGAAGGCAGCAUAGCAAUAACUGCUGCUAAAAAGGUGUUAAAAUGUUUUCACACAUUAUGGGUGAAGGCAACUUACUUAUACUUCCAGAGUUGCAUUUGCUUGUCCAAAGUACAAACGUUGGACUUCUGAACAUUGUUUGCUAAAGAGCUAUUACAGAAUGAGCUCAUGAGUGAGGACCAUGAGCUGACACACCUUCCAAGAAGGACAGCCUCUAGGAUCUGAAUUUUCACAACUGAAAAUAUGAUUAAAUUUUAAAAUUCCCAGCAUGAUGAUUUUUACAGCAAUUGCUUAGUAAUCCAUGCACACUGUAAGCCCAUUGCAGUCUGAUGAUGUGAAGGGUGACCUAGAGUGAGGUCAUGCUGAGAUAUUAAUUCUCUACUGUAAUAAAGGCAGCUUGAUUGCUGCAGCAUUCCAGUAGAUUAGGUAACUCACAGGGAGGAAUAUUCUGCCAGCAUAAGUCAGAUGACUAUAGGGAAAAAAAAAAGAAAAAGAGAUACAGGCAGUUAAAGUAGACUUCAUCAUGGUACUUCCAAUAUCUAGAAAACUUUUCUGCAUUUGUGAACCCUGGCCUAACGUUAUCUCUUCAGAAUAAAUAAAAAUCAAAGGAAUAAAAUCUUUUAAAUGAA